CUUCCUUGAAACUAGAGCAUUUGAGCUGGUCUGACUUCAGGAUCAUUUCUUCGGGUUGAUUCUGCUUCUCGAUGAGAGUGAUGUUUCUCCCACAUGGAUGCCAGAUGAAACCUGUGUUGCCAACUUCAACACCCAUGAAAGGCCCUCUUUCUUCGUCUCCCAUUUCCACCGACUCCCGGCAUCGGUUGGCAUCCACAGAGGAUGACACAGGCAAAACUAAAGCCCAAAAGCUGAAAGUUGUCGGAGGAGACGACCGCAAGUUCCUAUUUCCAGAGAGCAGCUCCGGUCGCAAGCUUUCGUCUUUGAAGCUUGCUCUGUUCGUCCUCGCCUGUUGCAUGGUUCUAACGCUUGCCUUCUCCCCCAUAACUCGCAAAGAUCAACUACUGCACUCAAGUUCAGGGUCUCGGUUUGGAGACGUAGCACGGAUUUGGCAAACGACGCUCGCAGAUCCUCGAUAUAUCUCGCGUUUGGAUGUUGAUUGGGGCCAAGUAUCAAGCACUCUCGAGGAUAUCGACUGUGCCGGAGAUGGAAAUCUCAGAAUUGGCUUGCUAAAUUUCAACUUGUCCGAGGUCAGAUCUUGGCAGCAAACACUGCCGCCACAUGCAGAGCUUUCCUCGGUGCAUCUGGAUCACGCUGACACAAACCUCACCUGGGAGCUUCUCUACCCCGAGUGGAUCGACGAGGAAGAGGAGAGUGGAGUAGCGCCCGCUUGUCCCUCUCUUCCUCAGCCUCGCGUCAAGAGAGGGUCAGAAAGUUUCCAACUUGUCGCCGUCAAGCUGCCCUGUGACAGGUCAGGGCGCUGGUCCAGGGAUGUCGCCAGGUUGCACCUGCAGCUUGUAGCAGCCAAACUGGCUGCUGCCUCUGCGGCACUCCGUGUCCUUCUCACCGAUUGCCUCCCUCUUCCCAACCUCUUCACCUGCAGAGAUCUCGUGAGGCACGAAGGGAGUCUUUGGCUGUACAAGCCUGAUCCAGCGACACUGGAGGAGAAGCUUCGGCUUCCGGUUGGGUCAUGCGAACUUGCAAUCCCAUAUGAAGAGAAAGUGCGGAUCUACACGGAGGCCGGGAAACGAGAAGCAUAUGCUACGAUACUGCACUCGGCAGAGCACUACGUGUGCGGAGCGAUCGCCGCAGCCCAAAGCCUUCGCUCGUCGGGAUCUGCGAGGGAUCUCGUCAUCCUCGUGGAUGAAACGAUCAGCCGACGCGAUCGAGGCGGCCUGGAAGCUGCAGGGUGGAAGCUGAGAACCAUCGAGAGGAUACGCAACCCCAAGGCCAAGCGCGACGCCUACAACGAGUGGAACUACAGCAAGUUCCGGCUGUGGCAGCUCACCGACUACGACAAGGUGGUGUUCAUCGACGCCGACCUGCUGGUGCUGAGGAACAUCGACUUCCUCUUCGCGAUGCCGGAGGUGAGCGCGGUGGGGAACAACGCCACCCUCUUCAACUCCGGCGUCAUGGUGGUGGAGCCCUCCGACUGCACGUUCCGGAUGCUGAUGGAUCACGUGGACGAGAUCACCUCCUACAACGGCGGCGACCAGGGCUACCUGAACGAGAUCUUCACGUGGUGGCACCGCGUGCCGAGGAACACGAACUUCCUGAAGCACUUCUGGGUCGGCGACACGGAGAGGAGGAAGGCGAAGAAGAACGGCUUGAUGGGGGCGGAUCCACCGGCUCUGUACGUGCUGCACUACCUGGGGCUGAAGCCGUGGCUGUGCUUCCGGGACUACGAUUGCAACUGGAACCUGCAGUCGUACCGGGAUUUCGCCAGCGACGCGGCCCAUGCGACGUGGUGGAGAGUGCACGACGCGUUGCCGGAAAACCUUCGGGGGUUCUGUCUUCUGCCGACGAAGACGAAGGCGUACUUGGAGCACAUCCGGAGGCAGGCGGAGAAGGCGAAGUACCCCGACGGGCACUGGAAGCAGAACAUCACCGAUCCAAGAUUGGGUGUUUGCGCCGAGGAGUUCUGCUCUUGGGAGAGCAUGCUGCUGCAUUGGGGUGAGGCCAACUCGCCCCAUGAUUCUGCUGCAGCUCCGCCUAGCUCAUAGCAAUCAGGGUAGAAACAGAGGAAGACGAUCUGACACAUGUUCUUGCUUCAUCUUGCAUUCUACUGAGCCUGCUCGAUUUAGGACGGCCAUGGAAGAGCGCCUGCGUAGCUCACACUCUGUGCCAUCAGCAAGAAUUCACCAAGCAAAUCUCAGACUCAUAUUUUGUUCUAAUUCCUGCCAUAAAUUUCACAAGAUUUCUCCACUCUGCAUGGAAGAUUUGAGUGAUCAUUUGAUGCGUCGUAGUGUCUUCUGCAUGGAGGAUGAUAGAAUUUGGAGCAGUAAUCAUGUAAUAAGCUAAAGAACAGUAUCAACAUGCGAGUAAAUUCUUGACUGUGA
Messenger RNA from Musa acuminata AAA Group (dessert banana), 2378 nucleotides. RefSeq names its product putative UDP-glucuronate:xylan alpha-glucuronosyltransferase 3. The record is from RefSeq and is a predicted model, not a curated record. Gene Ontology annotation, biological process: xylan biosynthetic process. Gene Ontology annotation, molecular function: glycosyltransferase activity. The coding region runs from base 72 to 2042 and encodes 656 amino acids. The transcript has 5 exons. Lineage: Eukaryota; Viridiplantae; Streptophyta; Magnoliopsida; Zingiberales; Musaceae.